Tilletiaria anomala UBC 951 is the source of this 4303-nucleotide messenger RNA. RefSeq lists its product as uncharacterized. Gene Ontology annotation, cellular component: cytosol; mitochondrial outer membrane; nucleus. Gene Ontology annotation, molecular function: protein binding. The coding region runs from base 146 to 4174 and encodes 1342 amino acids. The record is from RefSeq and is a predicted model, not a curated record. The transcript has 6 exons. Lineage: Eukaryota; Fungi; Basidiomycota; Exobasidiomycetes; Georgefischeriales; Tilletiariaceae.
UUGCACAGCAACCCGACCCAGUUCACAGCGCAGAUCACGGCACAGGGUCAUAGGGUAAAUUAACCGCUGCAAGCCGUAAGGAGCACCAGUCGCGAUAUCAGCUGGCCUCGGCCUGUUCCGUCCCUGACGCGCACACUCGCCCGCCAUGUCAACCAAGAAAAACUUUGAUGGCGAGGAUGUCCUCGAGGGCCACAUGGGUAACCUGACGGCCGACCAGCAAGUCAAGAUCCGCGAGUUCUAUCACAAAUUUUUUGAGCUAUUCGAUCGCAACAAGCACGUCUCGGAGGACCUCGACAAGCGCGGCGGCCCUAACGCGGCGAACAAGGGGGGCAAGGAAGUCCAGUCCAACGUCAAGGACAAUAAGUCGGGCAAGGACAUCCCCAAGGAUGACAAGGCCAAGGAGGAGGCCAAGAAGGCAGAAGAGAUGAAGGAGAUGAAUAAGUUCCUCGACACGUACGGCGGCCCGUACCUUCGUCGUGCAUCGUGGGACUUUGCCAAAGCCGACUUCAUGGAUGCAGCGGUUCUGCGCUUUUUGCGUGCGCGCAAGUGGGAUGUGGAUCGCGCCAUGGCCAUGCUCUGCGCCGCCCUGUGCUUCCGUCUGGAAGUCGAUAUUGAAGGCAUGAUCCUCAAGGGCGAAAACGGCAUGAAGGACGUCCCCGGAUUCCUCAACCAGUUCCGUAGAGGUAUUUCGUACAUUCGCGGCAACUCGGAAAAGCCUGGCGAGUACCCUAUCUACUUUAUUCACGUCGCACGCCACUUCACUAAUGCACAGAAGCACGAGGCGCUCCAGCAGUUUGUCCUGCUCGCCAUGGAGAACGCUCGGCAGCUCACCACGCCGCCAUACGAGAAGGCUAUCAUUGUGUUCGAUUUACAGGGGUUUGGACUGAAAAAUAUGGACUGGCAAUGCGUUCUCUUCCUCGUGCGCUGCCUGGAGGCGUACUAUCCUGAGUCACUGCAGCGCAUCUAUGUCCACGGCGCACCAUGGAUCUUCCGCGGAAUCUGGCAAGUUCUCCAGCCGAUGCUCGACCCCGUCGUGCGCGACAAAAUCAAGUUCAGCAGCAAGGCCAAGGAUCUCGAGGAGUACAUCCCUCCUUCCAAGCUGCGAGAAGGCAUGGGUGGCACUAUGGACUGGGACUGGGACUACACAGAGCCAGACCCGCAUGAGAACGACCUGCAGAAGCGAACCGACAUUAGCGACGAGAUCAAGAUGGAGUUGAGAGACUUGCAAAACAAAUUCGAGCAGCUGACUAAGGAAUGGAUCGAAAAGACCGAGCACGACGACGAUGACCCGGACCUGGCGUUCAAGCGCCUCGUGGUGCAAAAGCAGAUCCGUCUCAAGCAGCUGCAGCUGAACCCAUACGUCCGCGCCGUCAACGUGUACCAGCGCCAGGGAAUCCUCACGGAGGAUAACAGCCACGAGUGGGAGUACCCGCAGAAGGACGGAAAGAAGCCGCGGCAGCGCAUCGGCGAGCGGCACAGCAUCCCUGCACUCCUCAAAUGGCUCAAGGACAAUGGCCAGGACACAAUGGAGGACUCGUACGGGCACAAGUACGGUGCGUGCGGCGUAGCGCGCUCGCACGACCUCAUCCCGCCCUUUGCGCGCACCAAGGAUGAUAAGAACACGCCCCUCAGCUCUGCGCUUGCCAAGUCAGAAAAAAUGCGCACCAACAGGAACGAGGAGCAGACCUCAGAAGGUGCGACUGGCGCUGCCUUUCGACAUGAGCGUUCACACUCCGCACGCGCGCCGCCCAAUGAGGAAAAGUCUCAUCAGAAGUUUACCGAGACGCAGGAGGGGCCCCAGCGGCAAACUUACACCGGUGCCAUCGUUGGCGCUGCCACGGGCGCAGCUGCCGCUGGCGCAACGUCUUACGCCAACGGCCGUGACAAUGGCGAGCAGCAUUUGCACCCGCAAAACGGCCACGAUGGGGAGGAGUACGAUGAAACCGAGGAGUACGAGGAGACUGAGGAAUACGACGAGGACGAGGAUACCAGCUACAACGACGAAGUCGGCUCGGACAUCUCGGACGAGUCGAUUACGCCGGAGACAUCUGUCAUUCCGAGCUACAUUCCUGCCAAGCCGCCGAAGGCGGCGGAUGUCAAGAUCAGCGACAACGACUGCAGAGAGGACCUAGGGCACGUGCGCGAGGCCAUGUCGCUCUUCCUCAACUCGCGCAUGAAGGAGGCGGAGGAGGUUUGCCUGCAAGGUGCCGGCCACCGCAUGUAUAAGGCCGAGGGCAUGGCAUUGAUCAACACGGUCAAGUCGAUCAUGACAUUCGAGCCUGAGGACCUCGAGACGGCGAUCCACUCGUGCAAGCACGCGAUGAACGUCGCAUCCGUCCUGCGCAAGAAAAAGGGCGCCGUCGGAAAGCUGCUCACAGGCAAGAAGAACAGCUUCAAAGACUUGUCGCUCGUCCAGCUGCACGCCGAGCUCGUCCUUGCCGAGUCGCAGCUGCUUAAAUGUAUCCUCGGCAUCUUCUAUGCUGGCGACGCCAUUGCAUUCAUCAAGCAGGCCUUCAGCCUGCGCAGCGCCUACUUCCUCAUGCGCGAGCUGUACAAGUUUGUUGAGUACGCCGACGCGGCCGCCGAGGAGGCCUCCAUCUCAGGCAAGAAGUCGUCCCUCUUGCUCGACCAGGACUUCCGCUCCGGCGUCUACGUUGGCAACGGUCUCUGCUCGCUUAUCCUCUCCAUGCUGCCGCACAGGGCGCUAAAGAUGAUGGAGGGCUUCGGAUUCGUCGGCGACAGGCGCUGGGCGCUCGAGUUGUUCGCGCGCGCUGGUGGCUGGUCCAAGAACAAGCCUCUGCCGUCCAUCUCGGCUGAUGAAGAGGGCGUGCGCAGGCCGCUGUGCGACAUUGCCAUUUGCCUCUACCACCUGAUCAUCUCGGCGUACAUUCCCGUCACCGACGUCGACUUCGAGUUUGCCGACAAGGUGCUCUCGUGGGAUCUCGACCGCUUCCCUCAGGGCAUUUUCUUCCUCUACUUUUCCGCGCGCCUCUAUGCCUCGCAGGCGCUGCCCGAGAAGGCGAUUGAGUACUUCCGCAACGCGAUCGAGUCACAGAGGGAGUACAAACAACUGCACCACCUCUGCUUCUGGGAUCUCUCCCUCACGUACCUCUCUACGUGCGACUUUGCUCGCGCUUACGAGUGUUACGACGUCCUCUCUCGCGAGUCCAACUGGUCCAAGGCAAUCUACCAGUACGCCAAGGCUGUCAUGCUCUACGAGACCGGCAUGGACGACCGCGCCAAGAGCGCGACGGUCAUGCGCACUGUCCCCAAGCUGACAAAGAAGAUCGCAGGCAAGCAGAUCCCGUUUGAGAAGUUCGUCACGCUCAAGGCCAAAAAGUACGUCGAGCAUAACAACAGGCUGCCUUUGCCCGGCAUCGAGUUCUCGUACAUCUGGCACUGCAUGCAGCAGACGCCUGUCUUUCUCCUUGUAGAGAACACCUUGACGCGCAUCGAUGAGUUUAUCGACGACCUGGAGAGGUACGCGGACCCCAAGGCGUACGGCACUGGCGAGUCGGAGUACUGGAGCGCCUACUGCCUGGCCUUCUUCCUGCGCGGUGUCGCACUCCGCUUUGUCGCCUAUCCAAGCGAGCACACAGUCGUCCGCUCGCCUCCCGAGGAUGCCGUCGGAAGUCACGACGAAGUGGUCCAGGACGCAGUCCAGUCGUUCCAGAAGGUCUUACAGCACGGCGGCCAGCUCGAUGAAGUCGACCGCUACCUCGUCUACUUUGCCCACUACGAGCUCGGCAGGCUCAAAGACUGCAUGGGUGACGAGGCGGGCGCAAGGAAAGAAUUCAAGCUUGUCAUGUCCGGCAAGCCGCUCGAGGCCAAGGGCAAGAGCACGCUCGCAGGCGGUGCUCAAGCUUCCUAUCUGCUCAACAACAUGUGUCAGAUCCGGACGCAUGCAGCGCUCGAGACUUUGCGCAUCCAAAGGGGUCCUUCCAAAGGCUCUUUCUUUAGUGACUCGGGCUCCCUUACCCACGGCUCUAGCAUAGGAGGCUCCAUCUCUUCUCGCUCCAUCUCGAGAGGCAGUCGCAGCUCGAUGACGCCAGCCUCCUCUGCCACUACCCGGUCGCGGGGAGAGUCGUUUGCCAGCUCCAAGCGCGCAUCCUCUAUCCGCGAAAACGGUCUACCACCCCGCGCUCGGGGUGCCGCCGAUGCGUCCUGCUACUGAGUGCGGAGACGAAAAAAUGCUUCAGGUGCCACUCAAGAACUGCUACCAGCAGCAGGAGCUCCCUUGCAUCUCAACAUUUCAAAGUAUAAAAUAUCUCGCUUUGAUGACCUAUUUUCAAGAUCUUAAUUG